Molecule: messenger RNA, 1914 nt
Organism: Manis pentadactyla (Chinese pangolin)
Lineage: Eukaryota; Metazoa; Chordata; Mammalia; Pholidota; Manidae
Gene: SPDEF
Product: SAM pointed domain containing ETS transcription factor
Exons: 6
Coding region: 907-1914 (335 amino acids)
Biological process (GO): cell differentiation; regulation of transcription by RNA polymerase II
Cellular component (GO): nucleus
Molecular function (GO): sequence-specific DNA binding; DNA-binding transcription factor activity, RNA polymerase II-specific
Source: RefSeq, a predicted model, not a curated record
AGUUCCCUCCAUCCCUGGCCUGGGACAGCACCUCCUCCAGGAAGCCUGCACUGACUCCCAUUUCCAGGAGCCCACCCUCAGUGCUCCAUCAAGCCCUCCACUGGGGUAUAUAUGGGUGGCCCUGAAUUUCCUGAGCUUGCUUGCCUGUCCCUUGAUCUUGACUGAUUCCCCCUUAGCAUCCCAGCCCUAGAUCCCAUCUCUAGAUAGAUCUAUCCCCUGUGCCUUGCAUAUAAUAUGAGCUCAGUGGCUAUGCAUCAAUGAAUGAAUGAAUGAGUGAAGAGUGAGUGAGUGGGUGAGUGAGUGAAUGCAUCAGUGAAUUCCCAGACUGCCAGGGUAUGCAUCCCCUGGCGAGGAGGGGGAGGCCUGCAAGGGUUAACCGGGAGCCCGCCUGUGGUCUGAGGUAAGCAGGGAGCGUAUUUGUUCAGGUAAAUAAGGAAGGAUUACUUAUAAUGGGAAAUCAGGCCCUGGCCAACUCUUCAUCUCACAGCUGCCUGACUUCCUCCCAGCACAUUCCUCCACUCUGACCGUGCCUAUACCGCCUUGCAGACCCAGUCCCCAGAGCCAACCGUGGCCCUAUGUAAGCCCCUCUGGUUGGGUUUUGCCGCAGUGCCAACAGGUAGCCCUGGGCUGGGGGCAAGAGGGCUCCCCAUAGGGCACGCAGCCCUGAGACCUCAGAGGACCACCCCUGCAGGGUGGCCAGGCCCCCAGCGGCCCACCCGACUGUCACCUCUGUCCCCAGCCCCACUGGUCCCUGGUCCCACUGGCACCCCAGAUGCCUGGCUGAGCUCCAGCGGUAGCCUAAGCUGCCCACACCUCCCCCUGGCCCCCAAGGUUGGCACUGCAGUGGACGACCCUUUGGGCACCAGACAGCUAACUGACGCAACCGCCAGCCCAGGCCGCAGCAGCAUGGGCAGCACCAGCCCAGGCCUGAGCAGUGCGCCCCCCAGCCGCCCCCUGCUGCCCCCUGAUGUGGUGCUGCGGACAGGCCUGGAGAAGGCGGCAGUGGGAGCACUGGGGCCUGAGAGACGGGACUGGAGCCCCAGCCCACCUGCCACACCUGAGCAGGGCCUGUCCACCUUUUACCUCUCCUACUUUGACAUGCUGUACCCUGAGGACAGCAGCUGGGCAGCCAAGGGCCCGGGGGCCAGCACUCGGGAGGAGCCACCUGAGGAGCCAGAGCAGUGCCCAGUCAUCGACAGCCAGGCCCCCGGGGGCAGCCUGGACUUGGCACCAGGGGGGCUGACCCUGGAGGAACACUCGCUGGAGCAGGUGCAGUCCAUGGUGGUGGGCGAGGUGCUCAAAGACAUCGAGACAGCCUGCAAGCUGCUCAACAUCACCGCAGACCCCGUGGACUGGAGCCCUGGCAACGUGCAGAAGUGGCUCCUGUGGACAGAGCACCAGUACCGGCUGCCGCCUGUGGGCAAGGCCUUCCAGGAGCUGGGGGGCAAGGAACUGUGUGCCAUGUCGGAGGAGCAGUUCCGCCAGCGCUCACCCCUGGGAGGGGACGUGCUGCACGCCCACCUGGACAUCUGGAAAUCAGCGGCCUGGAUGAAAGAGAGGACUUCACCUGGGGCGAUUCACUACUGCGCCUCCACCAGCGAGGAGGGCUGGACCGACAGUGAGGUGGACUCGUCCUGCUCUGGGCAGCCCAUCCACCUAUGGCAGUUCCUCAAGGAGCUGCUGCUCAAGCCCCACAGCUACGGCCGCUUCAUCCGGUGGCUGAACAAGGAGAAGGGCAUCUUCAAAAUUGAGGACUCCGCCCAGGUGGCCCGGCUGUGGGGCAUCCGCAAGAACCGUCCUGCCAUGAACUAUGACAAGCUGAGUCGCUCCAUCCGCCAGUAUUACAAGAAGGGCAUCAUCCGGAAGCCGGACAUCUCCCAGCGCCUCGUCUACCAGUUCGUGCACCCCAUCUGA